This is a messenger RNA of Brassicogethes aeneus, 819 nucleotides long. NCBI's taxonomy places the organism in Eukaryota, Metazoa, Arthropoda, Insecta, Coleoptera, Nitidulidae. The record is from the annotation of a GenBank genome assembly.
AUGUGGGUUUAUUUAUUGUUCCUUUACAUUAGCACUGCGAUAGCAAGUAACUGCGAUAAAAUGGGUGUUUUACUUUACCAAGACAUGGAUUGUAAACCCAUAUAUUACGGGAAAACUGCUUGCCCUGCUUUAUAUUCCUGCCAAGGCAUUAAACCAACGAAAAAAUGUUGUUAUUACAGAAACCAAUGUGUUUUAGAGGAACCCGCAAACACAACAUACGGGCCCCCAUGUAGUUUUGGGUGCUUUUGUCUUAAGGAUCGCCUUGAGUUUGCCUGUCCUGUAGUGGAUUGUGCUCCUCAGGUUUAUAAUGAUACACCCUCAGCCCCUGGUUGUUAUAAAGCUAGCGACCUUAACCAAUGUUGUUAUUUUAAGGAAAUUUGUCCACCAUUUAGUCAUAUUAAAUGCAAAGUAGAUGGAGUUAUUUACAAAGAGGGGCAACAAUUUACUCCAAAAAAUACUUGUUGGAAUUGUGUUUGUCAAAAAGGUUGGAGGGGAGUAAACGAGGCCCCAUUCUGUCAAAGAAGAAGGUGUGGGGUUCAAUUGCGUGACCAAACUGAAGUUCAACAAGCUUGUGCACCAGGAUAUUUAAAAAAAGAUUCUAUAGGCCAUACGCUUUGUUGCCCAUCCACAUGGUUAUGCCCUGAAGAAGGCGAUAAAAUUUUGGGGUCAUCAAAUGGAGAUGAUAUUUGUACUUUUGGAAACACAACCUUAAAAACUGGACAGUUUAUAAAUAAAUCCAAAGCUAAUUAUGGCACUAAAAAUUAUUAUAAAUGCGAAUGUUCUUUACCUCCUCUGCUAACAUGUGUAGAAACAUCUUAA